Messenger RNA from Symbiodinium pilosum, 1101 nucleotides. The record is from the annotation of a GenBank genome assembly. NCBI's taxonomy places the organism in Eukaryota, Dinophyceae, Suessiales, Symbiodiniaceae.
GACUCUAUCCGGCUGGGCCUCCGUGGACGACUGCCACUGAUGAAGGAGCUCACCGCGUUGUUCGCCGAAGCGCAGAUCCAGCUAGCUGUGGUGGCGGAUGCAUCAAGCAGCGAAGCCAGCAGCGUCCAAGAGGCCGCUCGACGGCUGGGUGCCAGCACUGUUUGUGCGGACGCCCUUUCUGUCGAAGGAAUUUCGACACCUUCGCAUGAAGGCCAGCUGAGUCUUCCGGAGUCUUCCAUUUUUCUCUUUGCUCAAUGCUCGACGCUAGGGUCAAGUGCGCCCAGGGCUGCUGAGGUUGACGGAGCUGCGCUCAACGCUCGUGUGUCCAGGUCGACGGCAGCAUGGUCUUUCACUGGCGAUGACACGGUUGUUUCUCUUGGGCUUGAUGCUGGCUCCGCCGCAGCCGUGGUGGAUGCCGUGGAGGCGCCGCUGGCUUCGGGUGCUGCCGUCCUCUGCUCUGCAGCGGAGUCGGUUUGGGAUUUGUGGUCGACCAUUGAUGAGGCCAAAGCAGCCUCAGUCGUAUUUGUGAAUUCAAAGUGGUGCUGGAGCUUGGCGAGGAGCUACAACUCCUUAGCAGCUCCACUUAGGGAGAGCCUGCGGUCGCGCUUCCUUGAGAAGCCUUUCAGGCAUUUCGUUGCCAUUGCCCCUGCGGGCACCGUCCUCGCGGAGGAGUUGGCAGCUCUUUGGCACGAGAUUUUCAAUUGCUCGCUCACGUGGCAUUUCAGCUGCGCUGAGGUGGGGCGGUGGCUGCGGCAUUCGGUUCUCAGUUGGCCGAGGCCUGCGAUCUGCAGAAAAUCGCAAGAAGCACCAAGCCACAAGUUCUUUUCUGGGAAGGUGCAGCUGCCCCCUCGCGGUGCCCCGCUUCAGGAGUUGCCUCUCCUCCGCUCUUCAGAUGGCGUGCUCAACUGCACGCUGAGGCUGCGGCCGGCCCGCGUCGUAGGCCAAAACAUCAGCUUCGUGACCCGGAUCUACAACCACUUUAUCCCGGGCCCUACCAUCAUGAUCAAGCCUGGUGACAGGCUUUUGAUCAACCUGCAGAACGAUCUUCAGGCAGACUUCUUGCAAGAGAUGUUUGCUUGUCUUGACCCCUGUCAACUAUAG